AUGGCUAAUGAUUUCUGGGAAAAUGCAGUUGAAUCGAUCAAAGAGAAUGUGAAAAUGAAUAAUGUUGAGGGAAAAGUUAGACCGCAUUUUGGAGAUGCUAUGUGAGUUCUUUGAAAUAUUUUCCAACUGAAAUCAAUAUAAGUUUUGAUUCAGAAUGACGAUAAUGACUCAUCGCACAUUGGAUAAACGUUUUCACGCGGUCGACCUAGAUCCAUCUUCCUCAUUAUUUCUGGAUUCACCAGUUCAAUCAGUCGCAGACAACGAAAUUCUAAUCAUAACUUGCACGGAUUUCGCUGUUCUUUAUGGAAACACACCAGAAGCUUCUUCUUCACAAUUUUUUGGUCAAACUAGUGAAGAGGUUUUUGAGAGGAUCAGAAGAUCAGAAGAAAAUGAGAGAGAGAGACGAGAGAAUUGUGCAUUUUGAAAUGGAAGUUAGACGAAGUCAAAGGAAAUCCGAAUAGAAUGAACGGGAUUUCGAAGUAACGAGGAAUGCCAUGAAGUUCAGAGAUUUUUGUUGCGUUCGGCGAUCCUAGGAAGAGAUUUUGCAGAUAAAUUUUGAGAAAUAAUGAAAUGUUUUGUUGUUUAAAAAUUGUUGUUUCGUGUUUUAUUUGAAAUAUUCCUUGAAGUUUACAAAGAUUUGAAUUUUUCCAAUUUUUUAAAAUAUAGAAUUUGGAGGAUCGGUCAAAAAGGUGAGAUUUUUGGGGCAUAAAAAUUAGAUAAAAUAUGUUUUAAAAACUUUUACAUUCAAAUAAUGUGCAGUUGUAUAAUUUAUCAACGACUCCGGUCGAAUCGAGUCGACAAGGAAAACAAAUCGACUCGACUCAACUUCGGUGUUAA
Caenorhabditis angaria is the source of this 837-nucleotide messenger RNA. NCBI's taxonomy places the organism in Eukaryota, Metazoa, Nematoda, Chromadorea, Rhabditida, Rhabditidae. The record is from the annotation of a GenBank genome assembly.